This is a messenger RNA of Odontomachus brunneus, 1194 nucleotides long. RefSeq lists its product as uncharacterized. The record is from RefSeq and is a predicted model, not a curated record. NCBI's taxonomy places the organism in Eukaryota, Metazoa, Arthropoda, Insecta, Hymenoptera, Formicidae. The transcript has a single exon. The coding region runs from base 1 to 1194 and encodes 397 amino acids.
AUGGUCUUUUAUUGUUCCAAAGAGCAUCAAAUAAUGCAUCAAAGUUCGCAUAUGGAAAUCUGUAUAGUUAUUAUAUUUGCAAGAACAGGAGACUUGGAAUCAAACGCUAGUUCUUUUAACUCAGAUGAUGAAUGGAGGUCAUCUCGAAAGACAUUUAUGCAAGGAAUUCAGGUGAAAAUGACACGUGAUCUAAAGCCGUACGAGAAAGAGAUGAUAAUGUGCGCAAAAUCAUGUCUCAUUUGUCAUCAACAGAUUAGCCUGCGAACUUGCAGGACCUGCUAUUCCGCCAAUUAUUGCGACGAGCACCAAUGGGAUUUUAAAGAAAAACACGAUUCAAUGUGCAAGGAGUUAUUGGUAUUCCUAAAUUUCAAUAUUUUAAAUGUAUGCACCGAUGAUAUAAAUACGUUGCAACCAGAAAUGAGGCUUAGCCAAAUAAAAUUAGAUUUUGAUGACAUGAUUACGUUUGUUAAUCAAUACAUUCGUAAAUACUAUUCAAUCAUGGGAGCUUGGAGUAAGUAUUGUUACAUCUUAUCGAAUUUAAUAUCAGCUCCACUGACCCUAUUGUACGGAUUAAAGGAAUUCGUAAAUAUAUUUGAACAAGCACAGAUUUAUAGAGAAGAAUAUAAACUUAUUUACAAGCCCAGAAGUUAUUUCUUUAUCGUACAUAUCAUAGGUGCGAGUUCAGCAGAUGUAACGGGCUUACCAUCAUGGGAGAUUUUCUUACAUAUAUUCAAUCAAUUAGAAUUUUCACCAAAUAAAAUUAUGGAAUUACGAAUUAUAUUGGUAGAACCAGAAACGGAUUUUGACUGCAAUGCAUAUUAUAAAGUUUGCAGCCAAUGCGUCUUCUCACAUAGGAAGCUAUACCUUGGAAAUGCAAGUGUGUCAUAUGAGGAAUAUAUUCGCACAAAUUUGUAUAAGCAAGCAAAUAUCAUUAUUGCAUUUCAAGCAGAAUUUAGUAUGGGGAGUCCACUGUUAAAUAUUUUCAUCAAAACACAAGAUCGUACAUGUCCGUUUUUUUUCACUACUGCAUCACAAAAUGAAGCAGAAGAGAGCAUAAAGAAGAUUCAAGAAGUCAUGUAUGUUCCUAGAGAACAUCGUUCUAUAGAAAAUAAAUUUCGGAGUUAUAAACCAUACAGAAAUUACGAGACUGGUGAGAUGUAUUAUCGUAAUACUCAUUUAGUUGUGUUCUUCUGA